AGCUACCCCAGCUCGGCGGGGGAGCGGAAGGCUUCAAUUAUUCCGACUUGUGAGCGGGCCCCAGCACCAAAAAAAAGAAAGAAAGAAAGAAAGAAAGAAAGAAAGAAAGAAAGAAAGAAAGAAAGAAAGAAAGAAAGAGGAAAGGAAGAAAGAAAAAGAGGGAGAAAAGAAAAUAAAACAAAGAAAGAAAAAAGAAAAGAAAAAAGAAAGAAAAGGAAAAAAGACACCCCAAAAAAAGUGGAAACUUUUCCUCGCUGUCCAUUUCAUCAAGUCCUGAAAUAUCGAAAUGGAUUUAGAGAAAAAUUACCCGACUCCUCGGACCAUCAGGACAGGACAUGGAGGAGUGAAUCAGCUUGGGGGGGUUUUUGUGAAUGGACGGCCACUCCCAGAUGUAGUCCGCCAAAGGAUAGUGGAACUUGCCCAUCAAGGUGUCAGGCCCUGCGACAUCUCCAGGCAGCUUCGGGUCAGCCAUGGUUGUGUCAGCAAAAUUCUUGGCAGGUAUUAUGAGACAGGAAGCAUCAAGCCGGGGGUGAUUGGAGGAUCCAAACCAAAGGUUGCCACUCCCAAAGUGGUGGAAAAAAUCGCUGAGUACAAACGCCAAAACCCUACCAUGUUUGCCUGGGAGAUCAGGGACCGGCUGUUGGCAGAGCGAGUCUGUGACAAUGACACUGUGCCCAGCGUCAGCUCCAUCAACAGGAUCAUUCGGACAAAAGUACAGCAGCCCCCCAAUCAGCCGGUCCCAGCUUCCAGUCACAGCAUAGUGUCUACAGGCUCCGUGACGCAGGUGUCAUCGGUGAGCACCGACUCCGCGGGCUCCUCAUACUCCAUCAGUGGCAUCCUGGGCAUCACGUCCCCCAGUGCCGACACCAACAAACGCAAGAGGGAUGAAGGUAUUCAGGAGUCUCCAGUGCCGAAUGGCCACUCACUUCCGGGCCGGGACUUCCUCCGGAAGCAGAUGCGGGGAGACCUGUUCACACAGCAGCAGCUGGAGGUGCUGGACCGCGUGUUUGAGAGACAGCACUACUCUGACAUCUUCACCACCACGGAACCCAUCAAGCCAGAACAGACCACAGAGUAUUCAGCCAUGGCUUCACUGGCUGGAGGCCUGGAUGACAUGAAAGCCAACUUGACGAGCCCCACCCCCGCUGACAUCGGGAGCAGCGUUCCAGGCCCACAGUCCUACCCUAUUGUCACAGGCCGAGACUUGGCGAGCACAACCCUCCCGGGGUACCCUCCACACGUCCCCCCCGCUGGACAGGGCAGCUACUCUGCACCGACGCUGACAGGGAUGGUGCCUGGGAGUGAAUUUUCUGGAAGUCCCUACAGCCACCCUCAGUAUUCUUCCUACAAUGAUUCUUGGAGGUUCCCCAACCCAGGGCUGCUUGGCUCCCCAUACUAUUACAGCCCUGCAGCCCGAGGAGCGGCCCCACCGGCCGCAGCCACCGCCUAUGACCGUCACUGACCCUCAGAGCCACGGGUGCCAAGCACUUACAACACAUAUCAUUGCGGGAGGCAGCCUCCCAACCCCUGAGACAGACAGAGGGGCCCAACGACUCGUCUCCCACCCCCGCCCCACACUCCCCUGAAACGUCCUUCCUCCCCUUCGCCCUGCCUGGGAUCCAGGUAGGGUGGUUGGACCUCUCCAUCCUUGUCAUUUCAAGGGUCGCUUGAUGAGCUUCUCCAGAUGGUGACAGGGUCUCUGCUGAUCUAAAGACCACUGCAGCCAAGCCCAGCCUGCCAGUCCCCCUGACUGUCUGACCAUCUCUGCAUCUCAGCCCAGCAGGUCUGGAAAGGAGCUUUUAUUGUUUCACAGCACCCAUGUAAAUACCGUCUUGCUCCUCUGUGGGCCUGAGGGUCCGACAGAGCAGAUUAGCCAACCCACAGUGCAGCCCAGGACAUCUUUCACUUGUGCACAGAGCAUCCCUCGGCGCGGUGCCCUGUCAGGUAUCUCAAAGCUGUCUUUGAAACUGGCAGUGCCUACUUGAGGAUGCCUAGCUUCUAGCUCACUCUACUUCUCUGCUGUCUAGAAGGCUCACCGGUGGUCAUGGUGCAAGUCUCCUUUGAGGUUUCCCCUAAGAGGAAUACAUUUUGGGGAAAUUCCUCUUCUGGCUUCUUGUCUCUGUUUCCACAGAGCCACUGCAAUGUCGAGAGUCCUUCUCUUGAUCGGGGACUCCAAGAGAACUAUCUGGGACAUUCUUCAGCGGCCGUUCUAAAGUAAGAGUGCUGAGCCAUUGUAGCUCUGAAUGGCUGUCUGGAUCAAAAGAUCAUGUGACCCAGGCCAGGGGCAGGCUUGAGGCUCCCCUGGUCCUCCUGGCCCCACCCCCGGAAGCACCAAACUGAAUAUGAUUUCUGAGGCAUGUUCAGGCUCAGGUCACUUUGGGCAUCAGCCACAGACAUUUCACCCAUCAACUGUCCUUUGGGACCCCAAUUACUGGAUUCUGGGCAAGCCUGUCCCAGCCACAGAGACAGUGACUAACAGAAAGGACUUAUCCCUGCAUCGAGGACCAGCGGAUACUGGACCAGCAGCCAGAACCUGAGCUUCCUCUCACGUAGCCCUGCCCACCUUUGGGGAGCACAGCGUGUGACUGGGUAUGGAGGUUCUGGGGAUGGUGGUGGGUGCCUGACUCACACCAUGCAGGUCCCUCUGCUGCUACAGGAAGUGGAGAUGGAACUCGGGGUGGGAAAGGUACAGGAAGGGCGAGGGGAGGGACAGGCUAAGCAACGAAGAACUUGUGAGUGACUUGGGGGUGGGUUUGAGUCUGGGGUACCCAGUGACACAAUUUUCUCAUCUGGAACUCUAUUCUCUGCACAGUCCCUCUUGCCAACUCUGAAUAGCAGAGAAGAGCCCGGGUCUAAACUGAGGCUGGAUUAUAACAAUAAUGGAGAACGUGACCAUUUCACCUAACAGUGUCCCCUGGGAGCCUGCUGUAGCCAUACUGUGGGGCCUCAGACCCUUUACCUCUCUGAGACACUGCUGGGCUGACAGUAGGUUGAGUUCACGAUUUUUUCUUCCUCCCAGAGAGCAGAGGUGGUGACUGUCACCUAGGUCAGCCCUCACUUCUAAACAAGUAUGUGGGGAUCUUGUUAAUGUUCCAAUCAAGUGUAAAACAGGCAUGGCAAACAGAGGAGUCUUCAAAACCACAUAGUUUAGUCUCUGAGGGGACCUGAGGCCCAGCUUAUGGAAGCCCAGAACCAGACCGGGAGACCAAACAGACCUCCUUCCCACGUAUUCUGUGCCUCCAUACCCCCAAUUACGUCUCUGAAUAGUGAAGGCUCUGAGCAGUGACUGGAUUGGGACUUGGGCCCCUGCCUUCUGACAUGUGAUGCUCUCUGUCACUUUUAGCUUCCUGUCCCUUUCACCUGGGAGAGGAAGUAGCAGUGACAACAGCAGGAGGUACUGCUUUGUCGCAGAACUCCAGAUUAGGUUUCCAAACCAGUACAACUGCCAAGGUUCCCCGGUCACCAGGCCCAUGAGCUUGAAGCAGGCUGGAUACCUAGGGAACUUGCUAGGCAAAAGAAAGCAGCUAGAGCCUCAGGCCACCUCCAGGAGCUAAGUGACAUGCCUCCAGCCUCCACUUGUCAGCUAAGGUAGGAGAAGGCUCCGUCCUCAUCCCUUUGUCCCUGUCCCCUGCAUCCCUCUCUUCUAGGGGUGUUCUCUCUGUGCUUGUUUCAGUUUCAAACUGUUGGGAAGAAAGGAGCCUCCCUGAAUGUGGCUGCUCAGUUCCGCACACCUUCCUCAGCCAAGCCCACCCAGCCCCACAGUGGUCCCCAUCCCCCACCCCCCAGCCACCUGAUCUAGCCCCUGGAAGGAGCUGCGUCCUCCCUCUCUCACCUGAGGUGCUGCUGGUCCUCAGAUCAGAGACGGGGUUUCUUAGACAACACCAUGGUUCCUGGAAUGCCAGGUUAAAAGCACAAAAACCCAGAGGCUCAUGGCUGCUCACGCACACUCUGCUCUUGCCAGCUCGUGAGAUGCAGGGGCACGUGUGCGUCCUCAGGCUCACACACCUGCUCGCUCGCACGCUCACACCACAGACGCACAAUGCCAGAGAACAGAAUCCGGGGGCUUUAGCAGCUCUGAGCCGGGAGGCCCAGGCAUUCCUCACGGGCCUUCACUUCUUUCGUCCUGUUUGAACUUUGUGAUAAAAAGAUAUUUUCAUACUAUUUGUCUAGCUCCCGCCUGAGAACUUGUGUUAGAUAGCAAAUCCGCCAACCCUUUGCUAAGACACCUUCUCAGAGAUUGAGCCUUCCUAACCGACAUUGUAUAGUGCUUUGUAAUGCUUCACUCCCCCACGGGGCAAAGACCCUGACAUUUGGGGCUCACUGUGAAGACGAGGAUGAAAUGAAUUCUCAGCUCUCUGAGCCACAUUCUUUGCCCACAGGGUUAGCAUCCAUCACAGAGCAUAUGGCUUGAAGACACUCACUCUUCAGUCCUCCAGAAAUUCCCAGACAUGCAACAAGGAAAACAGAGCCCAGAAACUGGACCGGUAACAGGAAGGGUCUAGGGACCAGUGGCCUUGCUGGUCCCAUUAAUACUGAAACUUUCCUUCUUUAUGUAAAUUCAUGGAAUACUUAGUAUUUGUGUGGAGCCUUUCCCUGCUGUUCCCUAAGGCUCACAGGACAGUGUGUCCAAGCCGGAGGCACAGUCCCUGGCAGGGCCUAGACAUGAACCUGCUCUGACUCUCAAGAGUAUAACGCAGCAGUUCCAUAAGCCAUUCAUCCCUCUUUCUCUUUUCUCUGCCCUUUUUACUUUGGAAUGAACUGUGACAAGGUGCAGGAGAGCCUGUUCUAGAACCUUGGCUAUCCAUAAGCCAGAAAACAUAGACAGACAGACAGACAGACAGCUGAUUCAAAGCCAUGCUCUGGGCAGGGUACAAAGCAGCAGCGUAUGGUGUGGCCCAGGUAUCUAGAGUGUAACUGGCCCGUGAACUGGCACCUCAAUAGUGAGAACUUUUAAAACACUCUGUUGGCCAAAAGAAAGAGCUAUGUAUAGGCUGUCUCUGCCCAUCGUGGCCCUGUCAAAGCCUCCAUCCCUCUUCUCACUCUUUCAUGACCCUUGGAGAAGAUGUCAGGGAAGCAAGAGGUGUGUGAGCUGCUUGGACUUUGGAGGUGGCAGUGGGUGAAACAACGGAUGUCUUGGGUAUGGAGGGAGCUGUUGGUUUUCCAUGUAUAGAGCCCCAGAUGUGUCCACUGAGCAUCGAAGGGUGAAAUCCCUUUAUGAGGAGUCCGGCUCUAGAGUGGCCGCCCUGCCUUUGGCAGCCUUAGCUCUUUGUAGAUGACAUUUCAGCUAGAAUUUAACUCCACGCCAUGGGGAGCAAAUCUUAAAAACAAACCAAGCACUUCCAAACAAAUACUAGGAGCAAGUGACGUCUGACACACAGUCUCUCGGGAGUCCCCUGUGCAGGCCAGCCUAGGGUAGGCCGACCCCAUAGGUCUCCAAGUUAGACCAGCUCCAUGGUGGGCCUGGCCUUGUCACCGUCUGGAGUCUGCCUCUGAUGGUUUCCAGGCACACACUGGUGCACCUGGGUAAAUUUAUUCCUUCAGUGCUUUAGCCUCCAAGAGGGCCAAGGCACGUGCAUUUCUUAAAAGGAAACAAAAUACAUGACUGGAGACUUGGACAGUCAGGCCAUGACUCCCGCCUGCAGUCUGCCCUACCUCCCAGUGGCCCCUUGGCCCUUGUUGUCCCUGGACCUCAAGAUCCCAUUUUGCAUAUUCAUGAGGGAGCCACAGAAUAGAUCCACACUUCCCUGCUGUCAGCUCAGGCUGUUCCUGCAGUGGUACUGUGUCCCCAAGGACCAGCUGCAGAGCACAUAGUGAGUCCCUUGCACAGGGGCUUUCCUGACACAUCUCCAUCAGCUGCAUGCUGGGAGCAGACACUCAUCCUUCUCUCUGUCUUUGGUAAUUCCUCAGCACCACGGCCAGGUUCCUGGAUACUUCCAGGACCAAGAGAACUUAUAUCUGAUCACUGCCAUUCACGGGUUUCAGUCCUUAGGAACCCUAAGGUUCCUCUUAGUACAUCAGAUGACAUCAGUUGAACACAGCCACCUGGUGAUACCUCUAGAGCUUUCUGCCCACACCUUAGACUCCUGGGCAGCACCGAGCUGCUGUUUUUGUUCUCACUGUGCGAAUGCCCUGGCAUCUUGGUGGCAUCUUGAUGGAUCCAGCUCAGUCAGGACAGCUUUGAGCACAGAGCAUAGAGGAAGCCAGCAUGAAGGUUGGGGACUUAGCAGCUCUGUGCCUCUCACUGACUCUGAGGCCUGACUUCAGGAGACCAGCCUGUAGUCUCACCUGCUCCACCUGGGUUCACUCACCCGCUAAGGCUGCCGUACAUGGGAAUUUAGUCCCCCCAAACCACCAUGCAGAUGCCACACCCCUCGUCUUCUCCAAAAGCACCACUAAGAACAUGAUAGGUGUUUGAUUUAUAGACGGUGCGUUUCCCUUCGAGUGGAACAGAAAGGAACCCAUUUAAUGACCCCCCCUCGUUUGCAAGCACGAAUACAUUUUAAUGAAACUGUUUUAUUGUAUUUGAGGAAAUGGAGAGUUGAACAUUCCAACCAAUCAAUAGCCAAAAAAUGCUAUAAACAUAAAAAGAAAAUAAAUCCCAAGCCUAUUCUAAACAUCUUGCAAGACUCGGAGCCACAGAGUCAGGCCUUCCUCUCCAUUCCAUGUGCAGAGAUGCAUGGAAAGGGGAGUAUGUACACACACACACACACACACUCCUACACUCAUACACAGUCCCACACACACACACACACACACUCCUACACUCAUACACAGUCCCACACAUCCACACAUUGCUAUACUCACACACAGUCACAUGCUCAUGCACACACUUAUACACAGUCACACACUCACACACACUUAUACACACACUCUUACAGUCACACACAAUCACAUACCCACACUUAUACACAGUCACACACACUUAAACACAUAGUCACACACUCACACUUAUGCACACUGUCACACAUGUACACACACACACACUAGCACACUUUUACACACACAGUCACACUCACACACACUUAUAUACACACAUAGUCACACACUCCCCCGACACAAUCACAUAUACACUCACACACUUAUACAUACACUCACACACUCUGAUAUUAGGACAUGAAACUCAGAAGAACUGCUGAGUAUGCCAAUGCCAGCUCUUGCUGGCUUUCCUUGCCUUUAGUCCCAGAAGGUAAGCAACCCAGCAGCAGCCUGUCCAGGGGCUCAGAAAGGGAAAGAGCUGGCCCCCAGCCCUAAGCCACCAGCACAGUGUGAGUAGUGGGCAAUGGGGGUCCGAUGUUACCAGCAUGCUUCUCCUCUGCCUGGCUGCAGGGUCAACCCCCACUGUGUUCAGGAGGUAGAAUUUUGACCAGAGUGUGGCCCUGGCUCCUUCUGGACAAUGCUGCCCUGGUUUGUCACCCUCUAGUGGCCUUCAGACAUUGAGUAUUUGUAGAAAUGAAGAUUACAUUCCUAGGGAACUCUGCCAGGAAGACACAUGGGGUUUGCUCUUCAUUCUUUUAGAUGGUUAACCUUGUCCUAGGGACAGACCUUUCCAGCAUCAAAGAAAUACAUUUCUACUGAUCUACUGUAUCCGCCAAAGUUUGUGAUGCCUGCAUAGACGCUUGUUAAAAAAAAUACAGAAAAAAAACCAACAAAAAAUAAAUAAAACCACACAAUUGAAUUGCCUUUGAAAAUGGGAGACAAUGUGUCUCCAACAGAUUGAGAAACAAAAAGCUUCUUAAAAGUAUGUAUGUUUUAUAUUCUUUUUUUUUCUAGUAGAACUGACUUGAAAUAUUGGUGGCUUUUUUUUCUUAGUGAUGUGUGUUGCUUUUGUGUGUGAUAAUAUUUGAAUGUAAUUACAGCAGUGCCAAUUUGCCAAAGAUGUUGGACUAUUUUUCUUUUGUUGGGAGAUGGGAAGGGACUGAGGGUGGGACUUGGGAGGGACUGGGAUGGGAUACUGGUUUAAUUUUUUUUAAUUUUUUUUUCUUGUUGAAUCUGGGAUUUGUGGAUUUAUUUUAACUUAAAUGACUGCCACAUCUUUAUUUUAAAUUAGCAGGAGAAACAUGCAAUAAGACGCGUAGUUUCAAUAUAUAUGUCUUUUCAUGAGUGACUGUCCCUUGUGAAGAAUUGAUUUUAUGUAACCUUUAUGUGAGAUAAUUAUUUGUAAAUAUUUGCCAUAAUUUUAUUGGUUUCUAAAAUAAAAGUAAUUUUUUAAGUUCAGAAAAA
Molecule: messenger RNA, 8220 nt
Organism: Mus musculus (house mouse)
Lineage: Eukaryota; Metazoa; Chordata; Mammalia; Rodentia; Muridae
Gene: Pax5
Product: paired box 5
Exons: 10
Coding region: 287-1462 (391 amino acids)
Biological process (GO): embryonic organ morphogenesis; regulation of DNA-templated transcription; positive regulation of DNA-templated transcription
Cellular component (GO): transcription regulator complex; nucleoplasm; nucleus
Molecular function (GO): DNA binding; transcription cis-regulatory region binding
Source: RefSeq, marked validated